Messenger RNA from Erythranthe guttata (spotted monkey flower), 1316 nucleotides. Its product is annotated as casein kinase II subunit beta-1. The record is from RefSeq and is a predicted model, not a curated record. Gene Ontology annotation, cellular component: cytoplasm; protein kinase CK2 complex. Gene Ontology annotation, molecular function: protein kinase regulator activity. NCBI's taxonomy places the organism in Eukaryota, Viridiplantae, Streptophyta, Magnoliopsida, Lamiales, Phrymaceae.
UCUAAUCUGUAUAGAAAGAGAAACCCUAGUUCUCUUCGUCUCGCUAUCUUCGUACUGUGUAUUUUUUUCCUGAAUAUAUAUACGGAUAUGUACAGAGAUCGAGGCGGAGGGGCUUCAUCCAAGGGUGGAGAGAUGCUUGAAAGAAAGCGAAUCAACGAUGUAUUGGACAAACACUUCGACAAGUCCUCCCCUUCCACCUCCAGAAACAAGGGUUCCGCCGUCGCCGUCGCCGUACCCUCCGCCGUUGCUAAGCAUACUGACCACCGGAACAUCCUCCCCUCAUCCACUGCCAACAAGAACAAAGUUUCCGAGGAUGAAUCUGAAACGGACAGUGAAGAGUCUGAUGUCAGUGGUUCUGAUGGAGACGAUACAUCUUGGAUUUCCUGGUUUUGCAACUUGCGUGGAAACGAGUUCUUUUGUGAAGUUGAUGAUGAAUAUAUUCAAGAUGAUUUUAAUCUCUGUGGGUUAAGCAGUCAAAUACCGUAUUACGAAUAUGCGGUGGACCUGAUUCUUGAUGUUGAGUCUUCUCAUGGUGAUGUGUUUACCGAGGAACAGAACGAAUUGAUUGAAUCAGCUGCAGAAAUGCUCUAUGGCCUUAUUCAUGUCCGAUACAUUUUAACAACCAAGGGAAUGGCUGCAAUGUUAGAGAAGUACAAGAACUAUGACUUUGGAAGAUGUCCGAGAGUUUACUGCUGUGGACAGCCUUGUCUUCCCGUUGGACAGUCGGACAUCCCACGCUCAAGUACCGUAAAGAUUUACUGUCCCAAGUGUGAAGAUGUUUACUAUCCUCGAUCCAAGUACCAAGGCAAUAUUGAUGGAGCAUACUUCGGAACGACUUUCCCUCACCUCUUCUUGAUGACUUAUGGACAUCUCAAGCCACAGAAGCCAACACAGGACUAUGUGCCGAGAGUUUUUGGCUUCAAGCUCCACAAGACUUGACGAACAAGUUUCCAAAUUAUAUCGAGCCCUUAAUUAUUCGCCAAUCAGAUGCUUCUCUCGUGUGGCGUGUGAUGUAUGAGUAGAUUGUGAACAAUGGCAGGUGAAAGAAAAAAAAAAAAAGAUGCAGCAACUUUUCAAUAUGUCGAAAUUGCUUGUUUGAUGGAGAAGCCAGGUGUAGCCAGUCGCAUCUGUAAUGAACAUUCAUUAUUUAAAUUCAAAGGGCAUGUAAAAGCUGAUUUAUUUAACGCAACGUGAAUUGCUUGCUAAUGCUUUAUCGCGUACUUGAUCGUCGUUAUAUAUGCAUAAGGGGAAGCCUCUUGCGAUUCAGGCAACUAAUGUUAACUGCAUACUUCAUAUAUAACACCAGACUUUUUUUU